UAAUAGUUGAUACGUUUAUUUAAGCCCAUCUCUAAACAAGACUAAGAUGCACAAUAUUGAUAUUUGUUGAUAUUGAGCGAAAUCAAUUAUAAUUGCGUUUUUACACUUUGUGUGCGCUGAAAUUGUGCGCCGCAGGAGUUAGUACGCAUAAAAGAUAUAAGGUGAUACGCAAAAUUUUUGAAAAUGGAGGAAAUAGAAGGAGACUAUGUGAACUACGCACGGCAACUUUCGUCGAGUGGUAAUCUUAGCAAAUCUUUCGAUAUAUACAUUUCGGUUUUUGAAAAGAAUCCCCGCCUUAAAAACAUGUAUGAACCAGAAUUCCAGAUCGUUAUGAUGCGGUACAAUGAAACCUUGUCCGCAGCUGGAAAGAUUGAAGACAUAUUUACUAAUUUUAGUCGCGCUAUUAAGAUUUUCCCGAAAAACGUAUACCUGUUGAAUGAGAUUGGCAAAUAUUUGUAUAAGUUCGGUUAUUACGAAGAGGCUUGGUCUCACUUCCAGAAAGCUCUCAGCGCGAAUUCCGGUUUUGUAAAUGCGGAAAAGAAUUUGAAUUCUGUGAAAAAUUUACUUGUUGAAAGAUGGCAUUUUCGAAUGUUAAAUGACAAAAAACGAAAUGAGCUAUUUCGAGCCGCUAUUCAUGAGAUAGUCAAGUUCGGCAAGGAUAACGUGAUUGAUGUUGGAACUGGGACAGGCUUGCUGGCGCUGUUUGCUCGGAAGUGCCAGCCACUGACCAUCACUGCAUGUGAUGGCUCUAGUGUUAUGACUAAAAUAGCAGAGAAUAUAAUACAAGACUAUGAGAUAAAUGAUAUAGCCAUUGUAAACAAGAUGUCCACAGCCAUGGAUUAUAAAGAGAUAGGUUCCAAAUGCACUGUCCUGGUGACUGAAAUGUUUGAUGCUGGCUUAUUCGGGGAACAUGUGUUGCAAACACUGUUGCAUGCUUGGAAUUAUUUGAUAGAUGUUGGAGGAAAAGUAAUUCCUGGUAGAGCAGAGUUCUUUGUAGCAGGUGUAAAUUGCAACUACCUUAAUUUAAAAUAUCAGCUGGGGCAAGGCAUUAAAACUUUAUUGAAUAUCCCCACAGCAAAUGUUCACAUGAUGUCCAAUGAUGAGACAUAUGACUGUGAAGAUGUACAUUCUUUCAAAGAUUUAAAAUACAUGACUGAAGAGCAUUCUCUCAUCAAAAUAGACUUUAAUAAUUAUGAUGAUAUUCAAGAUAAGUUAUAUCGAAGUGAACCUUUCAAUAUUGACUUGAUUGCCACCCAAGAUGGUGAAAUAAAUUGUAUGAUCGGUUGGUUUAACUUGUAUUUGACAGAUAAUGUUACAAUAACAACAGAUCCCCGCUCUGAAGAUCGGUGCAAUGCUUGGCAGCAGGCUGUCUUCUUUGACAUCAUACCAAAAGAAGUUAAAAAGAAUGACUCAUAUACUACACAAUUUUUGAUGAAUACUGGAAAGUUGACUAUGGUUCCCAAUUACAAUAUAAACAUUGACAAGAUUUCGCAUGAAGCAUUGAGAUUUUUGAAUGAUUCAGAAUAUGUGAAGACGAUUCUUGGAUGCGUUGGCAUGGCUUGUGUCUACCUUGGUCAAAUUAUUGAGAUGGCCGAGAUUGUUGUUAUUGAUUUAUGCCCAUUCCCUCUGUUUGGUUUGCAAAUGUUGAAAAGAGGUGCCAAGUCCUUGGUCUGUACUGCUAGAACUUAUAAUGAUGAAAUAUUCAUUCUUAAAGUCUUAGAAGCCAAUAAAAUUGACAUAUCCAAAAUAACUAUACUAGUGGGAGAUCUGUGGAAUUUGGAUUCUUUUGUUGAUACAUUAUUCCAUGCAAUUUUUUGCCAUCCUUUCGAGUUAUGUGGGGAAAUUGAUUUGAGACUGAAAGAUAUAGCUCACGAAUUGAAGACAUCCCAUUUGGCACCGGGAGGUCUUUACAUGCCGGCCACCAUUAGCAUCAUAGGCCAGCUUGUUGAUAGUCACUGGCUAGACAUUAACAACAGGGUUUACGAUGAAAAUACAAUUGAUUACAAAGUAUCGGGAUAUAUGAAUGUGUAUCAAGUAUCACAGAACUUCUGUAUUGACAUGUCCCGUUUGGAAUACACUCCUAUGUCGCGGCCUACAUGUUUGGGUGAGUGUUCAAAUGAGUUAAGAUCGUUUGUGAUUAAUGUACCUAUCAUUAAGGAUGGCACAGCAAAUGCCAUUCUUUGCUGGUAUAAAAUUGAAUUGAUGGAAGACAUAGGAGAAAUAGCCACAAAUAGAAGUGACGGUUUUGUAGACAGCAUAGCGUUCCUUGCUGAUCCUAAAGUUCCAAUGAAGAAAGGAGAUAUUGCGAAUGUAUUGCGCUGCGUUGAUCCUGAUGGUGGUUUUAAACUACUUGUCGAUAUCGAAAAUUAAUGGUUAUAGGCUAACAUACAUUUAUUUAUGAAACCUUUUUUAUUAGUUACCAUAAGUAAUAAAAUUUUAUUUUUUAUCAAACUAAGCAGGAAUGUUAAGUGAAGGUUAACUCUAGGCAGUAAUUUUUUAUCCAAAUGACAUACACUGCUGAUCAUAGAUCUCACUCGAUAAUUUUUAAGACUCCUCUAAUACAUAAUAGUUCCUUAUUUUAUUUUACUUUAGGCGUCAAACCAAUGUGUUAGUAAAAAUAUUUUUUCAACCUUUACUAGUCAUAAUAAAGUAAGUAUAGGGUAUAACUUAGGGUCCUUCAAGAAGCGAGCGUAUCACAAUCUCAAAGGCCGGCAACGCAUUUGCGAUUCCU
Molecule: messenger RNA, 2731 nt
Organism: Papilio machaon (common yellow swallowtail)
Lineage: Eukaryota; Metazoa; Arthropoda; Insecta; Lepidoptera; Papilionidae
Product: protein arginine N-methyltransferase 9
Exons: 1
Coding region: 184-2370 (728 amino acids)
Biological process (GO): peptidyl-arginine methylation
Molecular function (GO): protein binding; protein-arginine omega-N monomethyltransferase activity
Source: RefSeq, a predicted model, not a curated record